UUUUAUAGCUGUCCACUCUUUUUUAAGACAGUAGUUUCAGCAUCAAUGGGGAAAGAGAGGGCAGCCUAAUGGGUGAUCAUGCAUUUGAUCCUCUCUCCAAUAUUAACAUGUUAAAAAAAAAACAAUGAGAAAGGUAAUCUGUCAGUGCAGGUCAUGAUAUCACAAAUAUGAUAAUGAUACACAGCUUGGUAUAUGCACUCUAAUCUGAGUCAUAAAAAAAUGUUUCUUUAAAAUAAAAUUAUCUCAAGUCAAUGUUAAGUUUUAGGGACCACACAGAUAAGACUUUUCUCAAGGAUGAUGUGUCCGCAUGCUGGCUUUUUAUGUCUUGAAAUGGUCCGUUCAUUUGUUAUAAUGCAGUUCAUCUUGCUGCUGAUCGUCCUCUUUUUUUUCUUCAACUUUUCCCAUCAUUAUGUACUUCUCAAGAGAUCUGGAGCUUCCCAAAAUCUGAUUGUUUUGAGUCUGACCAAUUGUUCCUCAAAUAAUAAGUUUGGAUUCAUUUGUUUUAGCAAACUAUUUGUUUUCCUGUCUAUGGCAUUCUCAGGAAUGUUCUCCAACAUCAAUGUUCAAAAGCAUCAGUCCUUUUUGUCUGGCUCUUCAAAGUCCAACUUUUGCAUUCACAGAGCAUUACAAGUAAUACUAUUGUCUACACUAUUCUAAUCAUUUUAGAUACAGCUACAUCACAGCAUUUGAAUAUUUUUUUCAAGACUUUCAUUACUGGGCUCAAACAACUAGUAAAGCAAACGGUUUUUCCAACUAUAUUACUCUGCUUUAAUAUAUAUCAUAAUUUGCUCAUAUCAUGUUGUAAUUUAAAGCUAAUAGACUGGCAUAUACAAUGUGCUGAGAUAAUGGCUGAGUUUCCACAAUACAUGGAACUAAACAAUCUAAUCCCAUUUCAGUCUGGUAGUCUAGCAUAUUCAACAACCUUUAGUGCAGGAGGCUGCCAGAAGGAUUUCUCCCCAGUCUUUCUCUCCUUCCCCCCACCACUAAUGAACAAAACAUGGAAGCAAGAAUGAAAGAAUAACGUGGAUUUCAACAUCUGGAUCUCUAAACGAGUCUAAAUUCCAUCAAUUCAAUGACUAAACGGGCAAUGAAAAAUUCCAAGACUAAAAUCCAUGUUCUCACGCAGAAGCAGCAAUUGUUUUUCAAUAAAUCACGCUCCCACAUUUUAAAGAUCAUGCCCCUACUACAGCUCAACACAUAUUGUAGCAUUACUUUUCUGCAAAAAAUAUUAAAUAUUAAAGGCGUUUUCAAAUUAUGGAAGUACAGAAAUGUGAGCACUUGUAAGUGCAAGCCAAAAAACGAUGCCCAUUUGAACCACCUCUGCAGUGCACUGAUCCAUCGUUUGAAGACUUCUACGCAUCCCGCGAUUUGCAGCAUUCCCACUUUAGAAUUCCCCUUUUGUGUCCCAAUAACAUACACAAAAGUUUUAUACCACGCCGGCCACUUGUAAUGAACUGGCGGCCCCCGGGCCGGAUGCGUCACGCGCAGACCACGCCCACCCCGGCUCCGCAAAGGCAAAAAAACCAUCGCGAUACGUAAUGUGACGCGAUCGAGUUUGACAUCGGUGUUCGGUCUUUUGCUUUCAGACAUGCUAGACUGAGUAUAGUACUAUGCCAAAGUCGCCUCUCUAUGAUCUUUUCGUCAGGUGCGCAGACAGAAAAAAAAAGGGGGGAACUGCAAAAAAGGUUGACAAGCCAUUCAGCCUAUUUCCUAGAGAGAACGAAUUUGGCAUGCGUCGGGCUCAAGAAAAACAACGUUUCCUUCGUGCGGCCUCCCGGCUCCACAGGAUCUUAAAGCCGCCCCUCUUCCCCCGGUUCUUUUCGCCCUUUGCUUCACCACCACCCCUACGCCCCGGCGAAAGUGGUUCGCUCCUCAGCUCGCACUCGGCCCCUCCCCCUGCUCAUCCCUUCCGCUCCGCGACUUUGGCACGUUCGCCGAAGGGACGUACUACCUGUCCGCGCACGCACGCUCGCCUCCAGCGCGCGACCUCGGAGGAGGGUGUGGUGGCAGGGAGCGGGGGGGGGGAGAAAAAGGAGGGGAAGGCGGAGCGGUCUGAGCCGGCCAUCCGUUACAGCGGCGGCUGUCGCUUUGGGGAGGGAGGGGGCGUGGGACGCACGCACGUACAGACCUCCCCCUCCCCUCUGCAGGUCCGGGGUGGGGCCGCCAGGGAGGCAGGCGGGCGGGCGGGGCCGGGCGAAGCGCGGCGAGGCACGGCUGAGGGGCGAUGCCGACUCAGCGCGAGAGCGGCAGCAACAGCAGCGGCGGCGGCACUAGCAUGUCGUACCCGGGCCCGGGAGGCAGCGGCGGCGGCGGGAUCGGUAGCUUCGGCGGCCCCGGAGGGGACAGCGCCCAUCAGGUCCGCGUCAAGGCUUAUUAUAAAGGGGACAUUAUGAUAACUUAUUUUGAGCCUUCUAUCUCCUUUGAGGGACUAUGUAAUGAAGUUCGAGACAUGUGCGCCUUCGAUAAUGAACAGUUAUUCACUAUGAAAUGGAUUGACGAAGAAGGAGAUCCAUGUACUGUUUCUUCCCAGCUGGAACUGGAAGAGGCUUUUCGUCUAUAUGAAUUAAAUAAGGAUUCUGAACUUCUAAUACAUGUGUUUCCUUGUGUACCAGAAAGGCCAGGAAUGCCAUGUCCAGGGGAAGAUAAAUCUAUUUAUCGAAGGGGUGCACGGAGAUGGAGAAAGCUCUAUUGUGCAAAUGGUCAUACGUUUCAAGCCAAGCGUUUUAACAGGAGAGCUCAUUGUGGCAUCUGUACUGACCGAAUAUGGGGAUUAGGGCGCCAGGGAUAUAAAUGCAUCAAUUGUAAAUUUCUAGUUCAUAAAAAAUGUCAUAAACUUGUCACCAGAGUAUGUGACCGUCAUGCUAUACCACCGGAGCUUAUGGAUCAUUCCUCAGUGCAUUCUGAUAAUAGCGAACCAGUGAUUCCAUAUCAUCCUUCAAGCCAUGAAAGUUUAGACCAUGUUGGUGAAGAAAAGGAGGCCAAGAGUAGAGAAAGCGGCAAAGUAUCUUCCAGUCUAGGUCUCCAAGAUUUCGAUUUACUUCGUGUUAUAGGGAGAGGAAGUUAUGCAAAAGUACUUUUAGUUCGGUUAAAGAAGACAGAGCGCAUUUAUGCCAUGAAAGUUGUGAAAAAAGAACUAGUUAAUGAUGAUGAGGAUAUUGACUGGGUUCAAACAGAAAAGCAUGUCUUUGAGCAAGCAUCAAAUCAUCCUUUCCUUGUUGGUCUUCACUCAUGUUUUCAGACAGAAAGCAGGCUAUUUUUCGUUAUCGAAUAUGUGAAUGGAGGGGAUCUCAUGUUUCACAUGCAGCGACAAAGGAAAUUGCCAGAAGAGCAUGCCAGGUUUUACUCCGCAGAAAUCAGUUUAGCUUUAAACUACCUUCAUGAACGAGGAAUAAUUUAUAGAGACUUGAAGCUGGACAAUGUUUUGCUGGAUUCUGAGGGACAUAUCAAGUUGACUGAUUAUGGCAUGUGCAAGGAAGGAUUAAGACCUGGCGACACCACCAGCACUUUCUGUGGCACUCCUAAUUAUAUUGCUCCCGAAAUUUUACGUGGAGAAGAUUAUGGAUUUAGUGUGGACUGGUGGGCUUUAGGUGUCCUGAUGUUUGAAAUGAUGGCGGGAAGAUCUCCGUUCGAUAUUGUUGGAAGUUCUGAUAAUCCUGAUCAAAAUACAGAAGAUUACCUCUUCCAAGUUAUUCUGGAGAAGCAAAUCCGUAUCCCACGGUCCCUGUCUGUGAAGGCAGCAAGUGUUCUAAAAAGCUUUUUGAACAAGGAUCCGAAAGAACGUUUAGGAUGCCACCCUCAAACAGGUUUUGCAGACAUUCAAGGACAUCCGUUUUUUCGUAAUGUUGAUUGGGAUAUGAUGGAACAAAAACAGGUUGUUCCUCCAUUUAAACCACAUAUUUCUGGAGAAUUUGGUCUGGAUAACUUUGAUUCUCAGUUUACCAAUGAACCUGUACAACUGACACCUGACGACGAUGAUAUUGUAAAGAAGAUUGAUCAGUCCGAGUUUGAAGGAUUUGAAUAUAUCAAUCCCCUCCUGAUGUCAGCCGAAGAAUGUGUCUGAUCUCCUACGCGCAGCCUGUGCCAUCUUUUUUAUAAAUGUUUUGCCUGCAUGGGUGAAAAAUGUUUCUGUUGGGAAGCAGUGGAUCCAAUGCGUUUGUCAUCUGGCAUGAACUUUAUCAUAACGCAUCAUUAACUUGCUAUGAGCAGAAUACUUUUUCAUUGAUAUAAAAGGAAACAAAAGAAUAGUAACAAUCACACCAAAAUUGGAGUCUAAGACACGGUAAUUGUUCUGGCCAGACGUUAUCUAAUAUGAAAUAAAAGAUUUUGCCAGAUGUUCUGCUUCACAUGUAAAGUUAGUUUGUGUUUUAUAGAUUUGCUGUUGUAUUAAGUGAUGUUUAGCAAAUUGUAUAUAAAGCGUGGUUUUUCUGACAACUCGGUUUAGAGAUAGUAAGACUGCACUGUUUUUUCCCUCCCUCCAUCUUUACUUAUUUUUACUGACUGCUUUGUCCAAAUUAAGCUACCAAAUUAAUUUUGAAAACACUUUUAAUUAAAAACAAAUUGCAAAAUAAGAAGUAUCCCCACACUGAAUGUACUAAAUGUUAUGUCCGCACAAGAUAGGAGCUUUUAUACAGAUAGUAUAAAAGGCUGCUCUCAUUUUGUAAACGUUCUGAACUUACUGUGAAUUGACUUCAUUAUUGAGACCCCAUUGAAUUCUUUGGGAUGUGCUUCUCUCUUUAAUGGUCCUAUAAUUACCCUCUUGCGGCAAUUGUGACUUUGAAACAUCAUAUGUAUACUUAUUAUCUGUAUCCCUUAAGAAUUAUGAAUGAAGCCUUCAUUCUGCAGACUAUGUGAAAGUGAUACAGCAUUUCCUGCGAUAGUGAUAGAACCAUGGAUAGUAGAUGCAAUGACAUUAACGGUUCUAUUUAUAAAAAAGAAUUUUCUUAUUAAUCACAUGUACUUCAUUGCUUUUAAUGUUUAGUGAAAUCCCUUGAUAACUUAUGCUAUAUAAAUGAGUGCCUUCCUCAGCUUUUUGAUUACUAUAUAGUAUAAAGCUAAUUUAAGCAAAAAAAUAAUAAUCAGUUGUUGGGUCUUUUUGAGGAGAAAUAAGUAGAUGAUGUUCCAAAAGUAGGUCUAAGGCGGCUAUCUCAUCAUAUUAAUGGGGACCGUAAUUUAUUUACACAAUGCUUUUAACAAGCUGGUGUACUAUGUAUAAAACAAAAAAAGAUGUUG
Thamnophis elegans (Western terrestrial garter snake) is the source of this 5229-nucleotide messenger RNA. RefSeq names its product protein kinase C iota (gene PRKCI). Bases 2225 to 4060 code for a protein of 611 amino acids. Lineage: Eukaryota; Metazoa; Chordata; Lepidosauria; Squamata; Natricidae. The record is from RefSeq and is a predicted model, not a curated record. Gene Ontology annotation, biological process: protein phosphorylation. The transcript has 18 exons. Gene Ontology annotation, molecular function: protein binding; ATP binding; diacylglycerol-dependent serine/threonine kinase activity.